Molecule: messenger RNA, 2900 nt
Organism: Rubroshorea leprosula
Lineage: Eukaryota; Viridiplantae; Streptophyta; Magnoliopsida; Malvales; Dipterocarpaceae
Source: the annotation of a GenBank genome assembly
ACAGGCUGCAGCUGUGAGUGUAUGUAUCCACUCCACACUGAACAGGAAAGGGAGAUGUGUGAAGAAAAUGGAAGUUUGAGUUUCAGAGAGAUUUGUUGAGGGAAGGGAAGGGAAUUGGAUUUUUCCGAGAAAUAGAAAAGAAGACGAAAACUGGAGGGGUUUUUCCUUGUUGAGAAAAUGACGACCGGCAUAGUGCAGGAUCAGAAUCUGGAGAAGCAGAUUGGGAAGCAGAUGGGAUGCAUGGCUGGAUUCUUUCAGAUCUUUGAUCGUCACCAGAUUCUCACCGGAAAACGCCUCUACUCCACCAGGCGCCUUCCCUCUAUACCGGCAACUGAAUCGACUUCAGAGACAGAGAAGAAUGUUGGUUCGCCGGCGAUGUCGGGGGAAUUGGAGAAGCAGACACAAGGUCGGCCAGCGCCAUCUCCGGAAGGAUUCAAGCAAUCGCCGGUACCGGAGAUGCGGUCUCCGGUGCCGGAAUUGUCAACUACGGUUGAGAAUCCGCCCAAGAGUCCUCUUCCUCUUCCUAUUUUCGAAUUGAAGGAAGGGACAAGGUCGUCGUGGAAGUUUUCCAAAGAGGCUCCGAGACUGUCGCUGGAUAGCAGGGCCGUUGUUGAUGCCAAGGGCAGCCUUAAGCCGAGAGAGAUCCGGACGAAUGCGGCGAUUUUAUCGGUCAACCGCGAGACCAGUGUAGACGGAGUCGAUGAUGGCGACAAGCAACGACGGUCCCCCGGCGUAAUCGCGAGGCUGAUGGGACUCGAACCGUUGGCGGGCUCUGAUCCGGAGCCGCGGGCCAAGAAAGCGGAGCUCCGGCGAUCCGCUUCAGAGUCGAGAGGCAGAGAUCUAUUUCAGUAUCGAUUCAUCGAUGGAGUCAAUUUCCAACUAAAACAGAACCAGCAGAGCAAUUUGCAGAGCGACAUUUCCAACAAUCUGAUUGGAGAAAAUGGAACCAAACAAGAUCAAGCAAACAAUAGCAGAUCGGGCAAUUCGAAGCAGUACAGUGCAAGGAAUGCCAGAGGCGAACCGGAAAAAGUACCGUAUAGAGGCACCGUACAACGAAAAUGCUUCUACGAUUCGGCUGAUUUCUUUCCGGAGCCAAAACAGACGGUGUCUAUCUGCGGCGAGAUUGAGAAGAGGCUUAAGCUGAGAGGAAUCCAUGAGCCGUUAAAGGAUCUCGAGACUCUCAAGCAAAUCCUCGAAGCUCUGCAACUCAAAGGCCUUCUUCACUCCAACUGCAAGAAGCAUUCAGAUAGCAGAAACUUUAUCUGUGACCGGAGUUUCCCUCAGGAGGAAUCUCCAAUUGUUGUCAUGAGGCCUGCUAGAUCACCGGCUACAGCUAGAAGGAUUGGUAACGAUUCACCUACUUCUGGCUACAGAUCGAGGACAUUACCUAGCCGGAGCUUAAACAACUCCUGCGAGUCGUUGCCACUGCUCAGUCCCAAGAAUGACCGGAAUGUAAGGAACAGAGGAGGUACAGGCAGGAAUGCGAUUUCGCCGACUAGGAGUGAGAGUAGCUUGAAGAGUCCUGGUAGAAGGCCUUUGACGGUUGAGACAAAGAGGAGGGGAAACGAGCCGGCAGAGCAGAGAAGAGUCUCUCCAGUUCAUUCUCCGAAGCUUGCUCUGAGGAGAACCGGAUCAGAUCAAGGCACGAACAGGUCACGGGUCAACAAGAAACAACCGGCUGAGAUUUAUCAGAAGGAGGAGAAGGUCUUUGCUCCGGCGGAAGAUGAGUUAUCCACCGUCUCCGAUAGUACGAUCAGCACAUCUUCUCCAACUAAUAUGGAGAGAUUUAAGAUGGAAGAACACAAAGAAGGGAAGGGUCUCCUGGAGAGGUGUGAUAAGUUGUUGAGUAGCAUAGCUGAAAUCACUGCCACAGACUUGCAGCCGAGUCCUGUAUCGGUGCUUGACUCUUCAUUUUACAAGGAAGAGUCACCGUCACCAAUUAUGAAACGGAGCAUUGAUUUCAGAGAGUUUGUUGAAUCGGAAGAUGACAUGUGGAGCUCUGCAAUCUCACCGGUGGAAUCAAAAUCGGAUGAUUGUGAUUUCAUCUAUAUUUCUGAUAUCCUCAGAGCUUCCAAUAUUUUUCCUGAAGAGUCUGAUGUCUUUUCGCUACUAGAGAAGCAGCAAUAUCUCAAGGGGAAGGACACAUCCAAAGUCUCGAGUCUACAAAGGAGGCUAAUUUUCGACACCAUCAAUGAAAUUCUCAACCGGAAGAGACAAUUGCCUCCAUGGAAAGUUAUUUCUUGGACAAACUUGAAUCCUGGACAGACUUCACUCCAACAAGUCUGGUCUGAAUUUCAGAAAAUCCGGGAGCGGGACACAUCGGAGGAUUUAUUUGAGGUCAUUUGCAGUGUCCUAAAAAAGGACCUCGCAGCAGGGGAUGCCAUUAACGGAUGGGGCGAUUGUCCGGUCGAGAUGUCAGAAGCCGUUCUCGACAUUGAACGGCUAAUAUUCAAAGACUUGAUAAGUGAAACCAUUCGAGAUCUCGCUGCCUUUGCUGGGAAACGCAAUAAAAUUGCAGUGCUGCGUAGGAAGUUGGUUUUCUAAAAAGCAAGGGGCGCAAGAAAGAAAAGGAAAACCUUUAUAUAUUCCCUUCCACUCUCACUCCUCGUUUUUCUUAGUUUUUAACUUUUUUGUUCAAUUUGUGAGUGUCUGAGAGAUUUGGGAGAGGUGUUUAAUGUGUCGUUUACCUGAAAUCCAGGCAUCUCUAACGAUGAUUGCUUUUGCAUAGCUGUGAAUGAAAAUGUCGUGUGAAAAAAAAAAGGUUGGAUGUCUGAACUCUAAAGCAUGUGUCAUGUUCAGUUCACUAUAAAAUAUUUUAGGAAAAGAAAGGGAAAAGUGGGUCUGAAAAGAGCAUUGUUUUAAGUGAUUUUUUUUUUCUUUAUUAAACAUGAAAAAAAGUU